Molecule: messenger RNA, 393 nt
Organism: Xenia sp. Carnegie-2017
Lineage: Eukaryota; Metazoa; Cnidaria; Anthozoa; Malacalcyonacea; Xeniidae
Exons: 1
Coding region: 1-393 (130 amino acids)
Source: RefSeq, a predicted model, not a curated record
AUGAAGGCCGAAACAAGUGAAGAAAGCGGUUCCGAACAGGAGAGUGAGCAGAGCGACUUGUCCUCGUCGGAGGAUGAAAUACAUGCUGAAUUUGAGAAAGCAAAUGCUUGGCGCCUUCAUACUCUUAGUUGGUGUAAGUGUGGACAUUGUACUUUGCCAAAAAAGGCAAUCGAGUGUUUUUGUUGCCACGAAAAAGCACUUGAAUACGAUGAGUAUGAGGCUUUGCUAGGCCAAACAGAAACUCAAGGAGAGUAUUGCUUGACAACACACCAAGAAUUUAGGGACAAUAUGCUGUCAGAAAGUGUGUUAGAGAUAGACGUGUGUCGGUAUCUAGAAAAAACUGGCCCCUGUCUGAUGAGGAGCUGGCGAGAAUACACAAGCUGUAUCGAUUAG